Molecule: messenger RNA, 2002 nt
Organism: Papilio polytes (common Mormon)
Lineage: Eukaryota; Metazoa; Arthropoda; Insecta; Lepidoptera; Papilionidae
Exons: 6
Coding region: 737-1591 (284 amino acids)
Source: RefSeq, a predicted model, not a curated record
UGUGAUGUUUUAAUAGUUAUAAAUUAACGACGUGUGAUAAAUCUAUUCAGCCGCCAGGCGCGGUUUACAUGUAGGCGUGUUAUCCAUUAAAAGAGGUAUGUACAGGAAAAGGAACACCGCUAACCCAGUGGCCAACUGGCGAAGCGACUUCCAACGAUUACCGUCCGACCGAGCAUUCCAUACCGGUACCGCCGCGCAAACACACGCCAUCUGGUAACUACCACCAUUACGAAACGUACUCCUGCCUUCAUACACCUCGCCAUGGUAGAGCUUUAAAGUGGCCGCACUAUGAGGAGCCACCUAUCACCCCGGGGUGCGUCGACGAGUCAUUGUCUCGCGAGGAAAGCGAUGAACGCGCCUCGCAUCGCAAUUAGCAAAGAGAGUUUUGGCGGCAAGUGAAUACAAAGUUGUCAUCAAUAUUGUCGUUGCCUGUUGACAUUACUGACGCGACGGAAGGACACGCGGUCGAACGUGACCGGAGGAAAUUUGGCGCGAUUUUUUUCCACAAACAGUUCAAACUAAAUACAUGUUUUGUUAUGCGCGGGCGCAGACAAAAAGUUUGCGAAAUUUUUGGCGAGAAUACAGAUUUGGAGUCGUGCUCAGGGCGCUCGCGAUCGAUCAUUGCAUCCGGCGAUGAUCACAGUGCAGGACGCAGUUCUCAGUGAUUGAUUGUGCGAUUUACUUGACAUUACAUUAGUGUUCAGUGAUAAUUCAUUGCCUUCAAAGUUAACGAGUUAUGCGCAGAAACAUGAUGGAGGCGACGGUGCACCGUGUCCUGCUCAGCAUAGCAUUAGCUCUCCUGCCAAUAGUAUCGUCAAACCAGGACCACAUUGCCAAAGAAGACAUACCUCAUUCGAGGCAGAAAAGAAUACUCUGGAUAACUAACGAUGGACGGCUAGCAUUGCCGCCGGGGACCACAAUGGCUAUCACGCCUUCACUUUCAAUGCCAUUCGUACGACAUCCGCCUAAAGGAUUUUUGUCUAACAUGACAGUUAGCUUCCCAUUUACAAUUGAUUUCGAUAAAUUGGGAUUGACGGAUAAUGAGAAUCCAUACGGCGACCUGCCGCCGAUCUUUGCUCGGUCUAUGGGCGGUGCUGCGGCGUCUGUGAUGGCUAACUACAUUGGACAUUACCUCGACACACGACGAGGGAAGCGAUCGACUAGAGAGGCUAUACCACCAGAAGUAGAGUCAGCUGUACUUGACAGAUUUCAUGGCGGAGAAAGAGCUUUAAUGUACGGUAUAGCAGAGGAUUUAUUAGCUAAUUUCGGUCUCUCCGGUAAAGAGUGUCUCUUGCGGGCUAUCUGCGAGAUCCACGCUCAUCCACUUACCAACUUUGGAUUCUUAGGCGAAGUGAUGAAGUUAUUCUUUAGCCCUAGCAAAUCGCCGUACUCAAGUCUUUUGGAAGAGUACGUUGAAGCACAACGCGCAGGCGAGAGCGGCGGCGAAUGUUGGCCGUAUUACCGACUUUGUCCUAAGAGCAUCUUCCAGCCCUCAUCUGCUAACAAAUACUCAGAAAAUGCGGAGGAUCUACACAGGCGGAAUGAACAAGAAAACAUCGAUAAGAACAUUCUAGAAUUAAAGGCAAUGUAAUAUAGAAAACUCGUUAAAAGCGUAUCCCAAAUGUAGUGCUAGCUUCCAGCCAAAGUUGAUUGAAAAUUAGUCUAUGGAGAAUUUGAGUUGAUACUGUUUAGGACCGUAGUAGUUACUUAUUAAAAAAAUAUACAUAGAUAAACGAAACCUUAUUUAUAAUAAAUAUAAGUUGAUACAUUAUCAAUGUAAAUACUAUUUUCACAGAAGCUAAUAAGAUACAUAACUUAGGACUUAAAUUAAUGAAUAGCAAUUUUACAUGAUAGCAGAUUCAAUAUUUUAUAACCCUGAUUUUUAAUCUAAGUGCCAUUCUAUGUAAGGUAAAUGUAACUUAGAAACAACUUGCUUUUGUAAAUUUUUCCUAACAUUGUAAGUUAGCUAAAGCUGUGUAAGUUAGUAAAUUAAAGUACAAGA